UCUGCACCCAUAAUUCCCCGCUCCGGGACAAGAUGGAAGAAAGCAGCGACCGCCGGAGAACAAUGUUUUGGCAAUAAAACCCCGUCAGCGGCGAAUACGGAGAGAAUAUAGGCACGUUUGAAACCAGCUGCGGUCAUGUGUAGAAUGGUCUCCUCCUGCAUUCCUCAAUAGAUUCAUUACCCUCCUUCUCCCCCCUGGCACAAAGUAAAUCAACACCAUGAGUAUUAUUCAAGACAAGUUAGGCAAUGAGUUUCUGCGCAAUGGAGGCAUGGACCCCAAUUUCGCKCCAGGUAUGCUUAUGUUCAGCCACUUGCCGCCGGUCACCAGCUUCACGCGGCUGGCAUCGCAGUCGGUCAUCGGUGAGCUUCCCCAAGAGAUGAUCCUGAAAAAAGAGCGAGACUCGCCGCCGGAACACCAAGGCCCCGUCGCUGCCAGCACGGGCGGCUUCCUCCACAGCAUGGGCAUUAAGCAGGAGCGGCUGAGCGAGCUGGACUAUCGGAUGCCCCUCUACAGCGGGGGCGGAGGAGUAGGGGUCAACUGUCCUGGAGRGGGCACGGGGAAGAGCAGCACCGACAUGCCCGACAUGUCGUUCGGCAACCAGCACCAAAAUCACCAGAACAUGCUACUGCAUGACCUUAGCCUCAGCAAUGUUCGCUCCUUGGGAGAACARAUGCCUGGAAGACCAGGUAAAGAGCCAAAAGAGUCCUCAGGUAGGAGAGGCCGGAGGAGCAAUGGGGAUGGGCAAGGAGGCAAAGCACGGAGGAAACGCAACGACCCGUCAAAGGCUAUGAUGUUGGAUGGGGAUGGAGCCUGCCUUUCCCCAAACUCAAAACCACAUAUCUGUGAGCACUGUAACGCUGCCUUCCGCAGCUCCUACCACUUGCGUAGACAUGUGCUCAUACACACAGGUGAGAGGCCUUUCCGUUGUAGUCAAUGUAACAUGAGCUUCAUUCAGAAAUACCUUCUUCAGCGGCAUGAGAAAAUUCACAGCGGAGAAAAACCUUUCAGCUGUGACCAGUGUAACAUGCGCUUUAUCCAGAAGUACCACAUGGAGCGACACAAAAGGACACACAGCGGCGAGAAGCCGUACCGCUGCGAUACAUGCCAACAGUUUUUCUCAAGAACAGACCGGUUACUGAAGCACAAACGGACUUGUGGAGAAGCCAUAAAAAAGGGUCUAGAUCCAAGCAUGCUGGAGCUCAGUGAAGCAGAGCUAGGCCAAGGCAGCUAUUCACUCUCUCAGGGAAACYCAACCACCUCUGGACGAAAGAGGGCAAAGUCCAAAAACGGUGAAGGUGGCGAACGCAAGAAGAAAAAGAAUGCAGCAGCAUCGUCUGGGGGGAUGGGUCGCGACCUGGGCCUGCAGGACUUCAGCAUGGAGCACCCCUCAGGCUCUGAUCCCACCAUGCAGGGGCGCACCCCCAAACUGGUCUUCAAGAAAACUGGACGCAAAGGGCUAGACAAGGGCCUCCUGUCCCUGGAAGAUGGUGCUGAUGGGCAGAAACUGUUGGGCCAGAAGCCGGACGCCAUGGAUCACGUGGAGGGUUCUGCCCUUGACAACAUGGCUCUACUCCAGGGACCCGGUGGCAGCAAACCCGGUCCCACCACCAGCAGCAACUACGACGAUGCAAUGCAGUUUGUCAAAAAGCGGCGCUAUCUCCACGCGGUCAACAACGACUACGGCGCCGGCUCGCUUCACAUGGCGUCCCAGGGUAACAACGUGAUCCAGGGUUCUCUGGGGCCCGAGCCCACCCUGGCCAUGCUGGACUCCUCUCCGCUGGAACUCAAACACGACAAAUCAGGCAUUCCAGACGAGGUGCUGCAAAGCCUGCUUGACCAUUACAGCCAUAAACCAGAGGGAACCCACCACGAUGUGACCUUCGACCUGUCGGACCACCCGCACCACGUGGACCUCCAGCCAGCGGCGCCCGUCACCCCGGAACUGGAAGACGACUCCCCCAACGGCGGCGACAAAACGGCGGUAAUGAGCGAAUACUCAAAGUUCCUCCUUCAGGCCUUGGAGCGCACCAGCCAUAGCGGACCCUUCCCCAGCCUCGGCCCGRCGGGUCCCUUCCCUCUUCUGUCCAGCAGCUCCAGCCCCACGGGGCCCCUGUUCUCCGACAAACACGCGUACAGCACCUCGCCUCUGGAUUGCGGCUACCCGCCUGCGGUUUCCUCCCCUCUGCCCAUUGCCCCGCCUUCAUCGGCUUCCUCUUCGUCGUCCUCCAAGUCCCACUACGGGAUGUUGGUGGGGUCUCCCUCUCAGGCGGGCUACCACCUCACCCUGGAGUCCACCAACCACCAGCAGCUGACUCCGUCUCAGGAGCUGACCGAGCAGCUGGAGAAGCAGCACUCCCCGGGGACCUUCACCCUACCRCCCCAGGAGCUCACCGCGGCCGAGGGYGCCAAGGGGCCUCAGUCCAAGGCCGGAGGGAGCGCGGUGGCCUCCAACGGCUCCACCUACCCCGACCUGUCCCCGCUUAACCCCCCUAAAGAAACCACGUACCAGAUCGAGAACUUCGCCCAGGCCUUCGGCUCCCAAUUCAAGUCCGGCCGGCGGACCCCUCUGAGCUACGGCAGCGACCCGGGAGCAGAGGUGGAACACAGRAUACGGACUCCGGUGUCAGAAUUCUCAGGGUAUACCAGCUUGUUAGCUGAUGUCAGUGAGCCAGUGAGUACAGGAUCAAAAACCCCGACAAGCCAAAGUUUCAGAUAAGGGUCAGACGAGGUGAAGCCUGUAAGCGGGGCCAGUUUCUGUUUUUUUCUUUGUCGUUUUGGUCGCUGUCCACCCGGCCCCCGCACUCGCUCCAAUUUAGUUCCUGUAGCAAAGGUUUUUGUUUUUAUGAACACUGCCAUUAAAUGUUAAUACAAAAUGACCAGGGAGGGUCUUCUAUGGCCUCAAAAUGCAAUUUUUUAAGAUAUUCUCAUUUUUAUCAUGUAGUCGCCUAUGUUUUUGUUUAAGAGUAGUGAUUUUUGAUAUGAACGUAUCGUAGAUUUAAAUGUAAUUUAAAAAAAAAAAAAGUUUAGAGGGUAGCUAUGAACUUGCUUGUUUUAUUUUUUUUCCUCCUUUUUCUGAUCUAUUUGUGAUUUUUAUCAAUCAUCAUACCAUUGUAAAGUAAUGAAUAAUGUUGAUGAUUUCAAUAAUAAUAACAUUGUGUCAGGGAAA
Molecule: messenger RNA, 3166 nt
Organism: Poecilia reticulata (guppy)
Lineage: Eukaryota; Metazoa; Chordata; Actinopteri; Cyprinodontiformes; Poeciliidae
Gene: znf281b
Product: zinc finger protein 281b
Biological process (GO): regulation of transcription by RNA polymerase II
Molecular function (GO): RNA polymerase II cis-regulatory region sequence-specific DNA binding; DNA-binding transcription factor activity, RNA polymerase II-specific
Source: RefSeq, a predicted model, not a curated record